This is a messenger RNA of Drosophila subobscura, 719 nucleotides long. RefSeq names its product protein new-glue 1-like. The coding region runs from base 413 to 694 and encodes 93 amino acids. NCBI's taxonomy places the organism in Eukaryota, Metazoa, Arthropoda, Insecta, Diptera, Drosophilidae. The record is from RefSeq and is a predicted model, not a curated record. The transcript has 2 exons.
AAACACAAGAUUCAGUUAAUAUUCUUUAUUUAGCAUUAGUAUUCCGGUUGUUCAGCAUUUAACCCGAUGUGAGCCUGCGGCGGGUCACAAUCACGUAGGUCCUGAUGCACCUGCUCGGGUUCUUGCACUUCGUUACGGAUGAUUGCGUUGUUGUGGUUGCUGAGGCUACCAGCUGCAUGGCCAAAGCGAACAAAGUAACCAGGAAAAGGAGCUUCAUGUUGAGUAAUUGGACUUCUGUGUAGAGCACUUAUCGACUUGAUGGGAACAACGGGUUUUGUGAUUGAUUGAUGUGGCAUUCACCCUACUAUUUAUACUAUCAACGAUUAUUAUUCGCACCAGCACUACCACCAGAACCAGCACCAGCUGCGAGAAGUCCACAAAAUUACCAAAUCCAGUACCAAAUCAAUCCAAAAUGAAGUUCCUUUGCGUUGUCGCCCUUUUCGCUCUGGUCAUUCAGUUGACUCUGGCACAAACUUCACCUGCAACAACGGAGGCAGCAACAGCUACAACGACCGUUGCAUCUGCAGCUACAACAACGACGACAGCUGCCUCAGUGACCACUGCAACGACCAAGAAAACCACUAGGCGAUGCUGGAGAGGAAACAAUUGGUGCAACACCCGCCAGCAAGUGAAGUGCAAGAACCCCAAGAAGUGCAUCAAGACCAUCGUGGUGGUGCGUCGCAGGAGGAAUUAAAUGACAUCUAAGAAAGAUCAACAAA